Molecule: messenger RNA, 2857 nt
Organism: Hyla sarda
Lineage: Eukaryota; Metazoa; Chordata; Amphibia; Anura; Hylidae
Product: calcium-activated chloride channel regulator 1-like
Exons: 14
Coding region: 1-2829 (942 amino acids)
Biological process (GO): chloride transport
Molecular function (GO): intracellularly calcium-gated chloride channel activity
Source: RefSeq, a predicted model, not a curated record
AUGACACCGAGAAAUAUUUUAUCAUUAGUUUUAGUCUUUUACAUUGUUGCCAAUAGUGAGAGUUCUAUGGUCAAACUCAAUAAUGGGGGAUAUGAAGAUAUAGUUAUCGCCAUCAAUCCUAAAGUCAAGGAAGAUCUCCAGAUCAUUGAGAAUAUUAAGGAUAUGGUGAGAGAAGCUACAGGUUUUCUGUUUGAUGCCACGGAAAAAAGACUCUUCAUAAGAAAUGUGAAGAUUUUGGUUCCAUUAUCUUGGUCUGCAAAUAACUAUGGAAAACCAAAAUUAGAAACUUAUGACAAGGCAGAUAUUUUCAUUGCUGAUCCCAACGUGAAGUACGCAGAUGAUCCCUAUACACAACAGUAUGGAGGCUGCGGUGACCCAGGUCAAUACAUUCACCUCACCCCAAAUUUCAUGACUGACGACACCCUCAUCUCAGUGUACGGACCCCGAGGUAGAGUGUUUGUUCAUGAAUGGUCUCAUCUCCGAUGGGGAGUUUUUGAUGAAUACAGUUUGGAUAAUCCUUUCUACAUUGCGGGGAAUCUUAAAGUUGAAGCUACAAGAUGCUCUGUUGAUAUUUAUGGUGAGAGCAAAAUUCAGAAAUGUCAAGGAACGUCCUGUAAAGUUACUUCGUGUAAUUUUGACCCGAUCACUGGACUCUAUGAAGAAGGUUGUGUUUAUAUACCUGAUCAGAAACAGUUUGCCAAAGAGUCCUUAAUGUACAUGCAGGCUCUCCCCACUGUCACUAAGUUCUGUGAUGCAAGUAACCACAACCCUGAAGCUCCAAACAUGCAAAACAGAAUGUGCAAUUCCCGAAGCAUUUGGGACGUGAUCAUGACCUCCAAUGAUAUAGAGUCCACACAACCAAAUCCCGGACUCACUAUUCCGGAUCCCACCUUCACUGUUUUACAGUUUUCAGAGCGAGUGGUGACUUUAGUGCUGGAUACAUCUGGAAGCAUGGGUGGCUCUAAUCGUAUUGGACGUUUGUACCAGGCUGCAACAGUUUUCAUUUUACAAAUCAUUGAGACUGAUUCCUAUGCCGGAAUGGUGACAUUUUCGAGCUCAGCCAUUAUAAAAUCCAAUUUAAUCCAAAUACAAAACGGUGAUGCUCAACGUCAGCAGCUUCAACGACUUGUUCCCACUGUAGCAAGUGGAGGGACACAUAUAUGUUCUGGACUUUUGGCUGGUAUUCAGGUAAAUAAAGGAAGGCCUGGAGGAUCAUCUCAUGGAACAGAAGUCGUGUUACUAUCAGAUGGAGAAGAUAACUACGAUACUCGUCUUUGUUUCCAACAAAUUAUAGAAAGCGGGGUCAUAGUUCAUGUCAUAUUCCUGGGAUCUGCUGAAGAACCAAGACUUAAAGAAAUUGUACAAACUACCGGUGGAAAAGUGUUUUUGGCCACCGAUAAUAUUGGUCUGAAUGCACAAGGUUUAAUCGAUGCCUUCAGCGCAAUAAAAGCCAGCGACGGAGUCAUCACCAAACAGUCUAUACAGCUGGAAAGCACUGCUUUAAGUCUUCAACCAUCUAAAUGCUUGGACGGUGCUGUUUACAUUGAUAAAACAGUGGGGAACGACACUUUCUUUCUAGUUACUUGGCAAACUGGAGUACCAAAUAUUAACUUGGAAAGUCCAAGUGGGAUUACAUAUACUGCUGCAAACUUUGUCAGUGACAACACUGCUAAAUCCUCAAGGCUUGCUCUCCCAGGAACAGCAGAGAUCGGACCCUGGCAUUAUAGUCUAUGUAAUUCACGUAGUUCAACUGAAGUUCUUGGUUUGGUUGUAAAUUCUAAAGCUUCAGAUGAAAAUGUUUCUCCAAUUGUUGUAAAAGCCCAUAUGAACCAAGACAUAAACCAGUAUCCCAACCCUAUGGUUAUCUACGCCUCAGUGAGUCAAGGAAUGAUGCCGGUCACUGGAGCAAAGAUCACUGCAAUAAUUGAACCUGUCAGUGGACCAAUAGUCACCCUAGAGCUUCUGGACAAUGGAGCAGGCUCUGAUAUCAUAAAGAACGAUGGUGUAUAUUCUAAAUACUUUAUACAGUUCUCAGCCAAUGGAAGAUACAGUUUAAAAGUUCGAGUUGAAAAUAAUAUUAAGGGUAAAGCUCGCUUGGUCCUUCCCAAGAACCGUGCGCUGUAUGUCCCAGGAUUUAUCGUAAAUGGUACUAUUGUCAUGAACCCUCCACGCCCCGAAAUUUCCGAUGAUGACCUUAAUGUUGGGGAAUUCAGCAGGACAGCCUCCGGAGGUUCUUUUCUGGUAUCUAAUGUACCAACGGGUCCCCGACCAGAUAUCUAUAAACCUGAUAAAAUAAAUGAUUUGGAGGCAACCAUUGUAGAUGAUAGGAUUGUGUUGUCUUGGACAGCGACUGGGGAUGAUUUGGACCAAGGAAAUGCUACAAACUAUGACUUAAGGAUGAACCUCAACCCCAGUGACCUCAGAACCAACUUCAAUGGAUCCACAUCGAUCGAUAUUUCUUCGCACAUUCCCCUCCCGGCCGGAUCCAGAGAAACAUUCUCAUUCGUGCCAGAAAAUAUUGUUAUAAAGAACGGCACUAUUCUUUACUUCGCUUUAGUCGCUACUGAUAAAGCCGCUCAACGUUCUGAUGUGUCAAACAUAGCUCAGGCCGCUCUGGUCAUCCCACCAACACCGGCUCCAACAACAAUAACCACCACGACUACACCCAGAACUGAUCUCCCCUCUAGUGACAGCUCUGAUGGACUGAACAUUACAGUAAUGACACUGAUCAUAUGUGGAUCUAUUAUUCUUAUCUGUAUCAUUACAAGUAUCACCGUCUGUAUUGUCAGCUGUAAUAGGAAGAAAAGUAAUCCACAAGUGAGAGUGUGAAAUGGAAAACUACCUAUAUUUGUUUAAU